Molecule: messenger RNA, 1821 nt
Organism: Trametes versicolor FP-101664 SS1
Lineage: Eukaryota; Fungi; Basidiomycota; Agaricomycetes; Polyporales; Polyporaceae
Product: NAD-P-binding protein
Exons: 11
Coding region: 694-1623 (309 amino acids)
Source: RefSeq, a predicted model, not a curated record
AUGAACUUCAUCACGGCAAUCUCGUACACGCAUGCGUUGUUCCUCUCAAAGGUCGUGCGCAAAAGGGCAUACCUGGGCUUGUUCGACUUGCAUGAGAUCUAUACCAUAGUGGUAAAGCGGACGGAGGACGUCAUAGUCGAACAGGAAGCUACCUGUCUAGGACCGGGGGAGCUGUUCGACUAUAAGGCCAAGGUGCGCGCGCAGAUGAUAAUGCGAGAACGGUCGAUUGAAGAGGUGCAGACCUCGGGCGACGUCAUGAUCUGCUCAUCUGAGAGUACCGAGGUGCAACAGAUCCCUCUGACAAAGACCAGUGAGCGUCCUGAGUAACCGCAGGCGCAUUAUAUGUCGUGUUGAUCAACUGUGCAUAGAUGCGGCGACUCUUGAGUUAGGCGGUCGAACAUAUCGGUGCGUUUGGACUGAGUGGGUCGACUUUCCACGCCCACAAUCCGCAGCGAGAUCGACGUCCGCGUGUUUCGGAACCUGUUAUCCGCCCCUGGUAGCCCUGCGCAAGAUGCGGCCGGACUGGUGUUGGGCUGUGCUAGUGUCGGCCUCAGUGUACGCGUCCCGGCGGCAACGGGGCGGCGCACUCUGGGCUACUGCUAGACUCGCUCUGCGCACUAUAGAAGACGAGCGACGCGGUUGCCCAGCAGACGCAACCCACUUCUCUUCUGUUCCACCACAUCAUCCUACACAAUGUCCAGCACAUUGACGAACGUCUUCCCGCCCAAGCCGAAAUGGGGCGUAGACGAUAUCCCCGACCUGUCGGGAAAGGUCAUGCUUGUCACCGGCGGGAAUACAGGUAUCGGGAAAGAGACAGUGAAGGCUCUCUUGAAUCAUAAUGCAAAAGUAUACAUUGGCGGACGGAAUCCGACGAGAGUUGCAGGGGCCAUCGAAGACCUGCGGAAGGAGACCGGGAAGGAGGCGUUGUUCCUGCAGCUGGAUCUCGCAGACCUGCAGUCGAUCAAGCGUGCCGCCGCGGAAUUUGUCAGCAAGGAAAGCCGGCUGGAUGUUCUCUUCAACAGCGGUGGAGUCAUGAUUCCCCCGAUCGAGGAGACCACGAAGGACGGGUUCGAUCUGCAGUUCGGCACCAACGUGAUUGGCCACUUCUACCUCACGCAGCUGCUCCUCCCGCUCCUCAUCGCGUCGGCAAAGACGUCUCCAGACGGGAAGGCGCGCGUUGUGAACACAUCGUCCAUGGGACACACCCUCUCGUCCAGCCUCGACUUCGACACCUUCCGGGACGGCCCGAAGCGCCUCAAGUUGGCCACGAUGACGCUGUACUCGCAGAGCAAGUUUGGCAACAUAGUGUUUUCUAAUGAACUGCACCGGCGGUACGCCGAUCAGGGCAUCGUCUCUGUGUCGCUGCACCCGGGCACUCUCGACACUGAGCUGGCGCGUCACGGAUCGAAGUUGACGCAGUGCCUCUUCAAACCCUUCCUGUACCCUGCGCCGAUGGGUGCGCUUACGCAGCUAUACGCGGGCACCACGCCGCAGGGCGCGCAACUCGGCGGCCAGUAUCUUAUCCCGUGGGCGCGGGUGGGACGUGCGAAGAAGGAGACUGAUGACCCGGAGCUUGGCCGAAAGCUGUGGGCUUGGAUGGAAGAUGCGGUGAAGGCUGUGUGACACUGUAUGCGAAUAUAGCCGCUGUCUAUUGUGGUGCAGGUGUUGUCAUUUCUUGCCUUCGCUGUUGAUAUCCCAGCUGCCAUACACUGCCACUCAUCGAGUAAUGUCUCUACAGAGUCGUCCUGUUGUCCCUCAUGGUGUGCAUGCAACCGCCGAUCCAGGCUUGCGCCUGCAUCCUGCAAAUAGAUGCUCUUUAGC